Messenger RNA from Olea europaea var. sylvestris, 1182 nucleotides. RefSeq names its product reticulon-like protein B5. Bases 125 to 904 code for a protein of 259 amino acids. NCBI's taxonomy places the organism in Eukaryota, Viridiplantae, Streptophyta, Magnoliopsida, Lamiales, Oleaceae. The record is from RefSeq and is a predicted model, not a curated record. The transcript is spliced from 5 exons.
UUCGAUUUUCUCAUUUUCUAUCCUUGCAAGAAGGAGAAACAGAAGUAUUUCGAAAGGCAUUGAAAAACCUUUGAAGUUCAAAAGAAGUUCAGAUUGCCGGCGAUUGAAAUUGGAGUUUUGAAGGAUGGCUGACCACGUUGAUGACCACGAGAAACACGAAUCGGCCGCUGAAUCACUGAUUGAUAAGAUCACUGAUAAGUUUCAUGGCGACAAUUCUUCGUCAUCGUCUGAUUCGGAUGACGAGAAAGACAUCAAGGUGACGACUGCAGCGGUUAAAGCAAAGAUCUGUCGUCUCUUUGGCCGCGAAAAGCCCGUGCACAAGGUUCUAGGCGGUGGGAAACCUGCUGACAUUUUGCUAUGGAGGGACAAGAAGAUAUCUGCUGGAGUGCUUGGCGCUGCCACUGCAGUUUGGGUGCUUUUUGUACUGCUUGAAUACCAUUUGCUCACAUUAGUAUGUCAUAUUCUAAUUCUGGCCGUUGGAGUUCUUUUCCUGUGGUCAAAUGCAUCCACCUUCAUCAAUAAGUCUCCACCUCAAAUCCCCGAAGUCAUCCUACCCAAGGAUAUUUUCGUUGGUGUAGUUUCUGCUUUUAGGAUCGAAUUUAACAGGGCUUUCGCAAUUCUUCGAGAUAUCUCAUCUGGGAAAGAUCUGAAGAAGUUCCUCACUGUAAUUGCUGGCCUCUGGGUACUUUCAAUUCUGGGAAAUUGCUGGAACUUCCUAACCUUGUUAUACAUAUGUUUUGUUUUGUUGCACACGGUGCCUGUGCUUUAUGAAGCAUAUGAGGACCAGGUUGAUGCUUUUGCUGAGAAAGCCAAGGCUGAGAUCAAAAAGCAGUAUGCUAUGUUCAAUUUCAAGGUUUUGAGUAAAAUUCCCAAAGGUCCAUUGAAGACCAUGAAGCUGGCUUAGUCCUGCAGAUGUGGUGUUCCAAGGUUUUUGCAGGGACAUGUUGGCUGUCUGUUUUUCUUCUCUUUGUUGUUUUGACUCAUUCAUUUGAUAGAGCUCGUUGUACUGGUUUGUUUUUGACUAUUUUAGUUCGUAAUUUAAAAAAAAUUAAAAAAUACAUAUAUAUGCUAUUUUGUGAGGCAGUUAACAUAGCUGCAAAUUUCUAUACUGCUCGUGGAUUAGUGGCUUAUUUACUGUGAGCGUAAAUUAUCCCUUGGAAUUCAUUAUUCAUCCAAAAUUCA